CUUCUUCUCCCUCUCCGUCUCUGUUAAUCUAUUUCCUAAACGGCAUUCGUGGAUGGGGAAAUUGAGGUUUUUGGCGAUAUGGGCGGCGGUACUAGUCCUGCUGAGCGUUGAUUUGGGAAUCGUGGAAUCCCUCCGGCGAACUCCGGAGAGAAGCGGGAAGACGGAACAGAGGCUGUUCGUUAACAUGACUCUCGUCAGUCAAGCUUCUUCCAUUGGCGCAGUUUGUUUGGAUGGGAGCCCGUCCGCAUAUCACCUUCAUAGAGGAUUCGGGGCCGGCGCCAACAAUUGGCUUCUGCAGUUUGAGGGAGGUGGGUGGUGCAAUGAUCUAUUGUCAUGUCUAGAAAGAUCUAAAACGAGACGUGGAUCCACUCGAUAUAUGAAUAAGUUAGAGGUCUUUUCUGGUAUCCUUGAUGAUGAUCCCACCAAUAACCCUGAUUUUUACAACUGGAAUCGAGUGAAGCUUCGCUACUGUGAUGGUGCUUCUUUUGCUGGUGAUUCAGAAUACAAAAAUGGAACAACAGUCCUUCACUUCAGAGGGAAAAGGAUAUGGGAGGCAAUCAUAAAUGAUCUUCUUCCAAAGGGAUUGAUGAAUGCACAAAAGGCAUUGCUUUCAGGAUCCUCCGCAGGUGGACUUGCUGCCUUCCUUCACUGUGAUUCUCUCUCUCAGAUGCUCCCAGCAUCUGUUAUCAUAAAAUGCAUGAGCGACGCUGGAUUCUUCCUUGAUGUAAAAGACAUAACUGGCAAUGACACCAUAAGAACCUUUUUCAAAGGUGUGGUUAAUGUUCAGGGAAUACAGAACAACUUGAACAAUGCUUGCUUGGCCUCUCAUUACUUCCCCAGUCAGUGUUUCUUUCCUCAAUAUAAUCUUCCUUACAUCCGAAAUCCUUUCUUCAUUUUGAACUCUGCUUAUGAUGUGUAUCAGUUUCACCACAUAUUUGUACCGCCUUCGGCCGAUCCAUCGGGACAGUGGAAUCCUUGUAAGUUAGAUCCAGCAUCAUGUACUCCAAACCAGAUUAGCAUUCUUCAAGGAUUCAGGAAUAAAAUGCUGACAGCACUUGCAGCGUUUGAAACCUCAGGGAUUGAAGGAAUGUUUAUAAACUCCUGCUUCACACAUGGCCAGAGUGAAGUGCAGGACUCAUGGUAUGCUGAAGAUUCUCCAAGAAUACAUAAUAAGACUAUUGCAGAUGCUGUUGGUGAUUGGUACUUUGGGAGAGGAAUUGCCAAAGAAGUUGACUGCCCUUAUCCUUGUGAUCACAAUUGUCAGAAUCUCGUCCCUGCAGUAGAACCUGAUAUUAUGUAGAUUUUUUCUUAACAAUUUCUUAGAAUCAAUGCAAUGAGUGCAAGAUGAGGCUCAUAUAGUUUAUGAAAAGUUACAAAAUCAUAGAAAAUGUUUAGUUUCGUAGAGAUUUUUCUUUUGGUUUUUUCUUCUUAAGAAAGUGAAAUCAUUGAUUGAUCAUAGCAUCAAAGGAAAUAAGAAUGUUCACCAGUUAUUGAUUUUUAGCAAAAACUGAGCUGUUUUUCAAAUAUUACAGGUGAAAUGCCUUCUAUUUCUUCUGGUAAAGUGAGAAGAUCCCAACUUUGGAUGACAAUGGAAGC
Messenger RNA from Phalaenopsis equestris, 1596 nucleotides. Its product is annotated as pectin acetylesterase 9. The record is from RefSeq and is a predicted model, not a curated record. Gene Ontology annotation, molecular function: hydrolase activity. The coding region runs from base 53 to 1300 and encodes 415 amino acids. Lineage: Eukaryota; Viridiplantae; Streptophyta; Magnoliopsida; Asparagales; Orchidaceae. The transcript is spliced from 12 exons.